Molecule: messenger RNA, 1080 nt
Organism: Aureobasidium vineae
Lineage: Eukaryota; Fungi; Ascomycota; Dothideomycetes; Dothideales; Saccotheciaceae
Source: the annotation of a GenBank genome assembly
AUGAGCACUCGCAAUAGAACACCGCCGCUCCUAGAACCCUACCUCCGCCUCCCCUCCGAAGGUUCCCAGCUCCUUCUUACAGGCGUACUCGACUCUUCUCCCCAAUGGCUUGUUACUCGUCUCCUUCGUAGCGCAUUUGCUCCCUCGGAAGAAACAGAAUCGCCAGACGAGCAGGAUGUCAGUGUGGUACUGGUGUCUUGGUUACGCGACCAUGAGUUUUGGAAGAGCGAAGCCAGAAGAGGCGCUGGUAUCGAUCUCGCACGCCUCGCACAACAAGAUAAAUUCGUCUUUGUGGAUGGAUUGACGCAUCUAUUCCCUGUCACGACUUCAAAUACCGCUACUGCAACCACAUCAUCGCCGACAGCUUCCCAGACAGCACAGAGAAGCCUACCCGUCAGAAAUGCCCCUGCUUCACCGUUACCGAGCAGGGGAGGGCCACUGCCAUCUCGAGGCCCCAUACCCUCCCGCGGUCCCCUAGCACCUACUCCGUCGCAACCACAAGCACAAGUCCAACAACAACCACAGCAACAACCCGCCCAACCCUCAAAAACAACCCACCUCACCGACGCCUCAAUACUCUCAACCCACAAAACCCUCAGCGACAAACUUUCCUCCAUCUCCACCGCACACCCAACCCGCAAAAUUCACUUGAUACUCGACGCACCAACUCUCCUCCUCUCCACCUCUCCUACCCCUUCAGCCUCGGCAUUGUCUUCUCUGCUACUCUCCCUACGCAGUCUAGUAUCUACAACAACAUUGGUGUUAGAAGCCGACUCUCCUUUCCUGUCCGCUGCCCUCGCAGAUACAAAUCACAAUCCUACACCUUUGGAGGCAGCACAUGCGGCUUUUGUGGUUCAGCAAGCGCAUAUCAGUAAAUGGGUCUUGAGUUUGCGGCCAUUGGACACUGGAAAAGCUAGAGAUGUCAGUGGUGUGAUAAGAGUCAGUAGGGGUGGUGCUUGGGAUGAUGAUGUCGAAGAAGAUGAUGAGAAGGAUCAGAGGAAAGAGUUGGAAGCUCUCUACUUUGUGCAAAAUGAUGGUGGAGUCAGGGUGUUUGAGAGGGGCGAGGCUAGUGUUGGUUGA